Messenger RNA from Mytilus californianus (California mussel), 1106 nucleotides. Its product is annotated as peroxidase-like protein. The record is from RefSeq and is a predicted model, not a curated record. The transcript has 6 exons. Lineage: Eukaryota; Metazoa; Mollusca; Bivalvia; Mytilida; Mytilidae. Bases 21 to 1106 code for a protein of 361 amino acids. Gene Ontology annotation, molecular function: heme binding; peroxidase activity. Gene Ontology annotation, biological process: response to oxidative stress.
UGUAUGAAGGCUCAUUUGGAAUGCUGCCACAAGGAGAAGGGGACUGUAUUGAAAACACAAGGUGUUUUCGUGCAGGUGACCAAAGACACACAGAAAAUCCUUUUCUAAACUCAAUUCAAACACUUUUCUUGCGUGAACAUAACAGAAUCGCUGAUAUUUUACACGGGAUAAAUCUACAUUGGAACGGAGAGCGCAUAUACAAAGAGACGAGGAAACUUCUAACUGGCAUUUACCAACACAUAAUAUUCACAGAAUUUUUACCAGCAUUGCUAGGUGAUGAAUUAACUUCGCAACUCGGACUAUUACCAAAACCUGUUGGAUUUAAUACGCAAUAUAACGAAAACGUAGAUGCAGGAACGAGAAAUGCUUUUGGAGCGGCUGCGUUUAGAAUAGGCCAUACCAUGGUGGGAUCUUUAGUAGGGUCGAGUGAUAAGAACUUUAAUGAGAUGCACAAUAUCCCAUUAGAGAAUGAAUUCUUCAAUCCACGCACUAUCCAUGACAGGAAAAACUUUGGUGUUGAGAGUAUGUUAAGAUGGAUGUUAAGUCAAUUCCAAUCACAAUCAGAUAGGUUCCUAACACCAACUGUGAGGAAUAGGUUAUUCCAGACGCGACCAGGGAACGGUUUUGACUUAGGUGCUCUGAAUAUUCAGAGAGGUCGAGAUCAUGGAAUACCAUCAUACAACAGCUUCAGACGACACUGUGGUUUACAACCUGCUUUGACCUUUUUUGCUGGACCAACAGGACUUGUAGACCAAGAAAAAAGGGCUGCCCUAGCCUUGCAAAUGAUAUACAAACAUCCUGAUGACAUUGAUUUAUAUUCUGGGGGACUGUCGGAAACUCGCCUAAAAGGUUCAUUAGUCGGACCAACAUUUGGUUGUCUUAUAGGCUUACAGUUCUUAAUGUACAAAAUAGGUGACAGAUUUUACUAUGAAAAUGAAUUUCCGCAUACCGGAUUUACUAUUGAACAGUUAAAUAUAAUCAAACAGCAGUCAUUGUCUUCUUUGUUAUGUCGAAACACUGACAUACAUUCCGUGCAACCAAAAGCUUUUGUUUCACCACUUCCAGGGUGUAAAGAAAGGUAUGAUAGUAUUAACAAUUUAUCUUGA